Molecule: messenger RNA, 978 nt
Organism: Thermochaetoides thermophila DSM 1495
Lineage: Eukaryota; Fungi; Ascomycota; Sordariomycetes; Sordariales; Chaetomiaceae
Exons: 3
Coding region: 1-978 (325 amino acids)
Biological process (GO): fungal-type cell wall organization
Cellular component (GO): plasma membrane; cell cortex of cell tip
Source: RefSeq, a predicted model, not a curated record
AUGGCCCUCCCAUCAAUUCUUCGCCCCCGGAGGAGCCACCAGCACACCGACAGCACCUCCGAGAAGCAUGAUCCCUCAGCACCAUUAACACAACCAUCGUCAGGUAGACCUUCUCAAGAUGCUCCCAGCUCACAACACAAUACCAUCGUCACGGCCAAUGGCUCCGAGAUAAGUGAUGAGGCGCUCAAGCGUGCGACACGCGUACGAAAGGGGUUCGCAUUGCUGGCCUCGUUUUCUUAUCUCAUUAGUUGGAUCUUCCUGCUCCUGGUCCUCAUUGGCAACACUCACCCCCGACCCGUCCUCCGCGACAUCUACUUCUUUAAGCUUAUCCUCGCUGACAUCAUUCCUAUGUCGGUCCCCAACGCUGCGCUGAUCAACUCUAUCGCGCAGACCAUCGGCUUGCAUGACUUUUACCAGGUUGGGUUGUGGAAUUUUUGUGAAGGGUAUAUGAAUGAGGGCAUCACCGCCUGCAGCGAACCCAAACCCCUCUACUGGUUCGACCCGGUCUCCAUCCUCACCAGUGAACUCCUCUCCGGUGCAACCAUCGCCCUCCCCUCCCAAAUCGUCACAAUCCUCUCCGUCCUGCGCAUUUCCUCCCAAAUUAUGUUCGGCUUCUUCCUCACCUCGACCCUACUCUCCUUCCUGCUCUGCCCGCUCUCCCCCCUCGCCCUGUCCUCCCGCUGGUGGUCUUUGCCCCUAGCCUUCGCCGCCUUCUUGAAUAUGGUCUUGACACUCUCGGCGAGUGUCGUGGGCAGUGUGAUUAGCGUUGCGUUUAAGUACGCGGCGACGGCUCAGAGUGAGCUGAACAUUAGGGCGGAGGUCGGGGGCAUGAUGUUUGUGUUUAUGUGGGUUGCGGCGGGGGCGGGAGUUGUGGGGUUUGCGGUGCAUGCUGGGAUGGGGUGUUGUUGUACGUCGAGGAGGGAUGUCAAGAGUGGGAGGAGGAGGGUUGGGGAGGAUGGAAGGGUGAUUCGGUGGUAA